AUGUCUAACAGAAGAUCAAGACAAUCUUCAAGUGCUUCAAGGAUCUCCGAUGAUCAAAUGAUCGACCUUGUAACUAAGCUCCGUCAGAUUUUGCCAGAGAUUGGUCAACGGCGUCGUUCUGAUAAGGUGUCAGCGUCGAAAGUGUUGCAAGAGACAUGCAACUACAUACGAAACUUGAACAGAGAAGUUGACAACCUCAGUGAGCGUUUGUCUCAGCUUCUCGAAUCUGUCGAUGAAGAUAGCCCUGAAGCCGCCGUUAUUAGAAGCUUACUCAUGUAA
Microthlaspi erraticum is the source of this 279-nucleotide messenger RNA. Lineage: Eukaryota; Viridiplantae; Streptophyta; Magnoliopsida; Brassicales; Brassicaceae. The record is from the annotation of a GenBank genome assembly.